AGCAAAUUUGCCCACUCAAAGCGAUAUUUUAAAUAAGAACUUCACGUUGAACCUCGAACACCCCACAAUCGAAGUCACCAUCAACCACUCUGCCAUCGAAUUUAGCAGAGGAAAUUACGAGUGCUUGGUAUAGUAAAAGCCUCGCAUUUUGCUCGCAGUUCCCAUACUAGAUACCCCGCCAAAGAAAAAGAGCACACCUACUACACAAUGUCCAGAGUCGCAAAGUGAGAAAUUUCAAUAUUUACAGUCAACCGUCAGCACAAUCUAACAAAAAUUUUAGUAAUCGGGAUUGGGCCGAUGAUGAGGAUCUCGAGGAUUCCAACGAGCUCCCACAGUCAACGACCACUACCAACAAAGAUGGCACACAAACCAUUGUAACCUGGAGAUUCAACGAUGAUGGAAAGAAGGUCAAGACUACACGCCGCAUCAGAUUCACGAAAGUUAAGGAAAUCGUCAACCCAAGAGUGGCUGAGAGAAAGUCCUGGGGCAAGUUCGGAUUAUCCCAAAAGGAUGCUGCGGGGGUGAGUACAACGGGAAUUUGGAACAAGAAAUUCAUUAAUAGCUGAUAUUUUUUCAGCCUGCUUCGGAUACCACCAGUGUAGGAGAGAACAUUAUAUUCAGACCAAGCACGAACUGGAGAAAGGAUGCCAAGGAGGAGGUCUCAGAUGCCGGAGCUAUGAAGAACAAGUUGAAGGACAAGCAAGUCAAAUGUCGUAUUUGUAGCGGAGAGCAUUUCACAGCCAAGUGUCCCUUCAAGGGCACAAUGGCACCUUUGGGUGAGGAAGGAGCAGUCGACGUUGCCGCUGGCCAUGCAGAUACUCCAGAGGGUCCUGGCGGUCUUGGUGCAGGUAAAUCCUCAUACGUACCACCUCAUCUCAGAAAUGGCGGUGCUGCUGGUGGUGAGAGAAUGGGUGGUGGUAAGUUUGAGAGGGAUGAUUUGGCGACUCUACGUGUCACGAACGUAAGUUAUUCACGCUCCGUAGACCCAUUUAACACUUUACUAACAUACAGAUUAGGUCUCAGAAAUGGCCGAGGAACAAGAACUUCGGGAUAUGUUCGAGCGCUUCGGCAGAGUCACAAGAGUCUUUCUGGCGAAGGAUAGAGAAACUGGUUUGGCGAAGGGAUUCGCAUUUAUUAGUUUCCAGGAGAGAUCGGACGCCGCGAAGGCGUGUGAAAAAAUGGAUGGUUAUGGUUUCAAGCACUUGAUUUUACGAGUCGAAUUCGCAAAGAAGGCCACGUAGAUAUUUUGGUAUUUAUGAAGGAUUGAGCUUGCCUAUGUAUCAUGGGAUAUUUAUUGAUUCUUUUAUUCAUGGGGCCACGGCUCAUGGAAGUUUAUGAACUUUACUAUCAGAAUUGCUCCGCCGGCAAAAAUGAAAAAUCAGUUAGGCGAGAUAUCUUACCCUGAACCAAAAUAAGCAUGUACGGAGUACGUAUGUAUGUAUUUGAAUAAUGAACAUUUGGGCCCAGUGUAACUGUGAAACGCUAGGACAUUCACGGCGCAAUGUGAGGCA
Sclerotinia trifoliorum is the source of this 1511-nucleotide messenger RNA. The record is from the annotation of a GenBank genome assembly. NCBI's taxonomy places the organism in Eukaryota, Fungi, Ascomycota, Leotiomycetes, Helotiales, Sclerotiniaceae.